This is a messenger RNA of Sclerotinia sclerotiorum 1980 UF-70, 4983 nucleotides long. RefSeq lists its product as hypothetical. Lineage: Eukaryota; Fungi; Ascomycota; Leotiomycetes; Helotiales; Sclerotiniaceae. The transcript is spliced from 4 exons. The coding region runs from base 1 to 4983 and encodes 1660 amino acids. Gene Ontology annotation, molecular function: RNA-DNA hybrid ribonuclease activity; nucleic acid binding. The record is from RefSeq and is a predicted model, not a curated record.
AUGGCCGGGACCAUGCAUGCCCACAUGAAGUUUGCCGAGCAUGCACCUACUGGCAGUGACGCCACAUACGCUCGCAAAAGCCCGCCAUUCAUCCUUUCCAGUCCUACCCCCUCCCAACCCUUCAACUUUCAAACCCAAUGCAAUACCUUGAGCUCUGAUGAUCCAUUCAAAUCACCAAUCAAUCGCCCAACGUUCCAAUUAAAUAACAAACGAAGACGACAACCCAGCCACUCAGAACCCCACAUCAACUCACCAAAAGAAGCUAUCCAAAAAGCUAGAAGUCUACUCAUUCUAGCUGCCUCCUUGGAAGAGGAUACCGAAGAACAAUCGAAAGUCCUAGACUUAGUCGAAAUAUUUCGUGAAUAUCUUGAAAAAGGAAAACUCACAAAAGCCUCAAAUAUCAUCACAUCACAAAUCUCCCAUCUAGAAAAUGCUACCAAACGGAUCGAAAAGCAAGCCAACCACCUUUCAAACCUCCCCAAUCAUAUAAUCCCUCCUACAAUAAACGCCCCUGGAAUCAAAGCCAGCUAUGCCACUAUCACCAAAACCUCAGGAGAAUGGAACCUAGUUACAAAGGGAAAACCCACAAAACAGAAAACUACAGAACAAAAGGAAGAAGCCCCAAGCAAACGACUAAUCCUCAUCAAACCCCUUAUUUAUCAACCACACUCUUUUACACCAUUAAAUACAAGGAACAAAGUCAACGAAGCCUUCAAGAAAGCAGGAAUCAAUGGACCAAUCAUCUCAGCUAUCACUACUACAAGGAGCGGCAAUUUUAUACUAACCACUAACAGCCCUUUCAAUGCACAAUUCCUGAUGGAAAAGAAGGAAAUCUGGGACAAAAUCCUUGAUGCCGCAAGAAUACAAAUCGAUAAACCCUGGCAUAAAGUCAUCAUUCACAAAAUCCCAAUUCAGGAAUUCUCAGGUCUGAAAGGUAUGGACCUAAUCAAAGAGGAAGUCAAUACCUUCAACCCAGGGCUCAGUAUCAUGGGUACUCCUUACUGGCUUACUAAUGCCUCCAAGAGAGCCAAACAACAAGACGGAGCAAUAGUCAUUGCAUUUGCUACACAAAAAGAAGCAGAUAUAGCUAUCCAGAAAAGGCUAUAUAUUGCAGGCAUUAGUGUUAGAGUAGAAAGAUUCUAUCAUCUACUGCUUCAUCCCAAUGCACAGAUGCCAGGGAUUCGGGCCAUAACGAAUCAUACUGCAAAAAACCUCCAGCUUGCGGACUUUGCACUUCUGCUCAAACUUCUCGGAGAUAAUCCUUCGAACCUGCGUCCCCGAACUAUGAUCUACAUUUCAAAAGGAUUCAAACCGCUAGUAGCCCUAGCUCCCAACUCCCCUAAUGAUCCAGAUAUUCAAAUCAUUGAUAUCACUCAAGGAAAACAUACAAUACAACUCAUCAAUAUCUACAAUGAAGCGGACCAAGCCAAAGAAAAAGGCCACACCAUCGAAAGAUGCCUUUACAAUACCCCUCUUACUCAUCACACCAUCCUCGUAGGAGAUUUCAACUCCCAUCACCCUUGGUGGGACCCCUUCUCUAACAAAAGCUCAAAUGCCGACCUACUCACCGAAUGGUUUGAGGAUCACAAUCUCAUUCUAUUUAACGAACCAGGCACGAGCACCUUUUAUCGAACAAAUAUGACAAACCCAAGUGUCUUAGACCUUACUUUAGCCACAGAUUCAGUAUCUCCCUAUAUCACUGAUUGGCAAGUCCUCCCGGAUCUUGGAUCAGAUCACUUAAGCAUUCUCUUUGAAGUAAAGGGCACGUUAUCCCGUACAACGAAUAUAGCUCAGCCAGCAAGAUUCAAUACAAAACUUGCGGAUUGGGAAAAAUUCGCGAAUACCCUCAAAUCGAAAAUAUCGAUAUCAACCACCUUAAAUUCGAGUGAAUACCUUAAUAUCGCUACCUCAGAAUCCAACUCUCUUGAUUCCCUUCUCGACAAGAGCCAAUACAUACAAGUAUUGGAUGAAGCUGCAAAAGAAUUCACCCGAAUAAUCACUUAUUCGGCUGAAACCAGUAUACCGAGAAUCAAGUCCACAAAAAGAGCUAAACCCUGGUGGUCCCCAGAGCUGAAAGCCCUUCGAAAACGACUCUCUAAUGCAUUUGAGAACGCCAAGAUUUACCCGGAAGACGAUAUGUUCAAGAAAAUCUACCGGUCAGCCAGGAAUCAUUACUUCCAAGCUAUUAAAACAGCAAAGAAAAACCAUUGGAAUGAGUUCCUUGAAAAAGAGGAUACCCAAUCCAUAUUCAAGGCAAUGUCAUACACAAAAGAUAUACAAACUGAACGAAUCCCGAAUAUUCGAUCCAAUCCCUCUAAACUAGAAAAUUCUUUCGAAGGAAAAUGCUCUGCAUUUAGAUCGACCCUAUUUCCUCCUCCUCCAUGCACCCCACCGCCCAAUUGGGAAAGCUAUAAACAAUCUAAGAAAUGGGAAUGGCCUGAUCUUACAGAGAGCGAACUCCUAAACGCGUGCUCUGCAAAAAUCAAAGGAAAGACCCCUGGCCCCGAUGGGAUCACUCAAGAUAUCAUUAUUCAAGCGUACAAAGCAAUACCAAAAGCAUUCUCCACCCUCUUCAGUCAUCUUAUCAACCUUGGUUACCAUCCUUCUUGCUGGAAACAAGCCACUGGAGCGAUACUCAAGAAACCUUCAAAACCAGACUACUCGGCCCCAAAAGCUUAUAGAGUUAUCGCCCUACUAAAUUGCCUUGGCAAAAUAAGUGAAAGAAUUCUAGCUCAAAGGCUUAGCUACUUAGCGGAGACUACGCAAUUACUUCAUUACUCUCAAAUGGGUGGAAGACAAAAGAAAUCAGCCAUCGACACAGCAAUCUUACUCACUACCGAAAUCGAAAGAAAUUCAAGAUCCAAGAAGAAAACCUCAACUCUCUUCCUGGAUGUUAAAGGCGCCUUUGAUCAUGUAUCUAUGAACAAAUUAUUAGAUAUCUGCAAGAACCUAAACCUCCCAACCAGCCUAAUCGCCUGGAUCUCAUCUUUUUUGAAGGAAAGGCUACUCAAGCUCUCAUUCGAUGGCCAAAUUGAAACCUUCAAACCGAUCAAUACCGGGAUCCCCCAAGGCAGCCCUAUUUCGCCAAUCCUCUUCUUAAUUUAUAUUCGAGAUCUAUUCUCAGCAAAUUCGAUCAAAUAUCUCUCAUAUAUAGAUGAUAUAGCUUUAACAACAUUUUCAACAUCCUGGAAAAAGAACAUCAUCUCUCUCGAAAGAGCAACUAAACAGAUAUAUGCUCUAGGCAAAGAAAAUGCUAUUCAAUUUGAUCUAGCGAAGACGGAACUAAUACACUUCUCUACAUCCAAAGAUACGAAGACAGCCUCAAUCAAGCUUCCGAACGAGGAGAUAAUUCAACCCUCAACACUAGUCAGAUUGCUAGGCAUAUGGUUCGACCCUGGCCUCAGUUUCAAACAACAUGUCACAAUCCGAGCUACCCAGGCUAAAACCUCAUUCUACCGAAUGGCUAGACUUGCUAAUUCUGAAAAAGGCUUUAGUCCCAAGGCAAUGAGACAGCUCUAUAUGGCAUGCGUCACCAGUAUAGCUGACUACGGUUCAAUUUUAUGGUGGAAAGGGCAAAACCAAUUCAAGAAAAUCCUUCAAUCCUUGCAAAACCUCGCCCUUCGAAAAAUCCUAGGAGUAUUCAAAACCUCACCAAUAAAACCAAUAGAAAUAGAAGCCGCAUUGUGCCCUCCAGAAGUAAGGCUAAAUGCUGGAAUCAAACAAUACGCCUUCAGAUUAUUGAAAAUCUCCCCUUCUCAUCCUGUCAAUUUAAUAGCUACAAAGCUGGCUACAGAAAAGGAAAAUCAAGAUGUAGUUGCAACCCCUCAAAGAAAGCAAUUAAAACCUACUCAACUCGAAAAGAUCAAAAACUCAAUCCAGAAAGACUUCGAUCCCCUCACUUUGGAAAGAAUUCAUCAUUUCUACUUCCCUCCUUGGAAGAAGGAAGUUCCAUAUAGAGUCAAUAUCAGCAAAUUAGGAAAAGAAGAAGCUGCGAUGAUCCACAAUCUGGCUUUCAAAUAUAGAUGCAAAAAUACCAUUACCAUAUACACUGAUGCCUCAUCCACUCUAGAGGGAAUAGGGGUUGGGAUCGGGAUAGUAGUCAUCUUACCAAAUGGCCGAAACUCAUAUCAAGAGACUAUCAAUAUAGGCGUGAAUCAGCUUGUCUAUAACGGUGAGCUUCUAGGAGUUACUAAAGCGAUCGAAUACGCAAAUUCAAUAGCUCAACCAGGAAACAAGUUCAAGAUAUACUCAGAUAAUCAAGCAGGAUUAUUCCGGCUGAAAACCCCCUCCGAUUCACCUGGUCAAUCAUGCCAAAUCAAAGCUAUAAAAGCUGCGGAAGCUAUUCAAAAUAAAGGAGCCGAAAUCUCUCUCAAUUGGGUCCCCGGACAUACAUCUGUACAAGGAAAUGAGCUAGCUGAUUCUCUUGCAAAAGAGGCGACCAAAAUACCAUCCUCAUCUCACGAAACCAGUUAUGCCUCCAUUGGAAUGGAUAUAAAAAGAAUGAAAUCAGAGAACUGGAUAGCCAUCCUUAACACUAACAACUUUCAUCAACCAUCGUCAACAUAUUCAAGAAACUACCCCUGGAAGAUCAGCUCAAAAAUCAGAAUUCCAGGAAACAUCAAAAGAAGCACAAUCUGUGCUCUGUUCCAACUCAAAAUUGGACACGGAUACUUCAAAUCUUAUUUGAAACGAUUCGGUAUCUCCUCUAAUGACAAUUGUAGAUGUGGGGGAAAGGAAUCUCCUGAUCAUCUUCUGCUCAGUUGUCCUUUAUAUAAAAUGGCAAGGAAAACCCUCAAUAAGGAUAACCCCAUAGUCCGACCUACUAUGAAAUAUCUGCUUCAUACUAAAGCAGGAAUCAUCAAGACCCUCGAAUUUAUCGAGGCGACGAGAAUAGCCACCAGAUCAUGGCAUCUCAAUAGAAUGCAUGAAGAAGAAGAGGAAGAAGGCGGAGAAGAAGGGGGUGGACCGGAAGAUUGUGAUUGA